Messenger RNA from Cryptococcus wingfieldii CBS 7118, 1389 nucleotides. RefSeq names its product transcription factor IWS1. The record is from RefSeq and is a predicted model, not a curated record. Lineage: Eukaryota; Fungi; Basidiomycota; Tremellomycetes; Tremellales; Cryptococcaceae. Bases 1 to 1389 code for a protein of 462 amino acids. Gene Ontology annotation, biological process: poly(A)+ mRNA export from nucleus. The transcript has 6 exons. Gene Ontology annotation, cellular component: nucleus.
AUGUCUGCCUCACCAAAACCUGAAAUCAACCUGACCCCUCCGGCUGCCUCGCCUUCCCCGCAACCGGAAGCUGACUCUCAGCCAGAGCAAGCGCAAGAGCAAGAGGCCGAAGCAGCGCCUUCUCCAGCCCCCGCCGCCGAACCUACCGAUACGCAAAAUGCCAUGUACGAUGCUGUCUUUGGUGGAGAAGGAUCGGAUGAUGAUGAUUCGGAUGACGAAGGAGCGCGUAGAGUGAGAAGGGAGAGGAGAGAUGAGGAAGAUGAGGAAGGGGAUGUGAGGAUGGAUGAGGAUGAAGAAGAGGAGGAGGGAGGAGAAGGGGAGACGUAUGUUCCUGCGACGGCUACGAGUGCUGCCAAGAUUCCUUCAUUCAAGAAGGGACGCAAGUCGGCCGAAGAUGAUGAUCAAGAGGAUGAAGAGGGGGACGACGACAGGGAGAGAAGAAAGAGUAAGAAGAAGAGCGAGAAGAGAAAACAAAGAGAAGUAGAGGAAGAGGACGAAGAUGAGGUUGCUCUUGAUGCCGAGACUCAAAGACGGGUGGACCUGGAAAGAAGAAUAGACGCCAUCGGAAAGAAGCCAAAGGCUGUGAGAAAGAAGAAGAAGGGAGACGAUGAAGUAGACGUGGUGGAUGGCUAUCACGAUGAGAUUUGUGCCCGACUUCGAGACCGCAUGCUGGCUGCUGCCGACAAGGAUGAAGCCGCCAACAAGGUAAAGAUGCCAGGUACCGCCAAGCUGGCCAUGCUGGACGAGGUUAUGAAUGUUUUGAGAAAUACCACAUUAUGGCAGUCUAUCGUUGACAACGGGGUGCUUGAUUCUGUCAAGCGAUGGUUAGAACCUCUCCCUGACAAGAGUCUGCCCAGUGUUGGUAUCCAAAAAGCCAUCUUUGAAGUUCUUCCCAAGAUGGACCUCGAUACCACAACCCUCAAAGAAUGCCGCCUCGGCCCCAUCGUCCUCUUCUACACCAAGACCAAACGCGUCACUCCAUCCAUCAACCGCCAAGCCGACGCCCUCGUCCAAGCAUGGUCCCGUCCCAUCAUCAAGCGUCCCGCCAACUACCGCUCCAAAUAUGUCGAGACUCAGAAUGAGGUCGAGCAGGCUUUGGGCGGGGACAGCCGAGGGGAGGAGACUGGGUAUGGAGGUGGUGGUAGUAAGGGACAGAAGAAGGUCAAGAGGUUCGAUUUCAAGACUGCUUUGGCGGAGAAUGCAAACAAGAAGGGAGCGAGGUUGCAGGUUGUCCAGGCAAGUACUUCCGACUGUCUUGAUAUCCAAUACAGUGUUGUGCCCGAACCCAAAACGCAGCAUCAUGCGGAAGAGAUGGCACAUGUGUCGAGGAUACAGGCGGACAACAAGAAAUUCAACAGGUUUGCCAGACAGAUCAAGAGCAAGCGAUGA